Molecule: messenger RNA, 1437 nt
Organism: Sorex fumeus (smoky shrew)
Lineage: Eukaryota; Metazoa; Chordata; Mammalia; Eulipotyphla; Soricidae
Product: aldehyde dehydrogenase family 3 member B2-like
Exons: 10
Coding region: 1-1437 (478 amino acids)
Biological process (GO): aldehyde metabolic process
Cellular component (GO): cytoplasm
Molecular function (GO): aldehyde dehydrogenase (NAD+) activity
Source: RefSeq, a predicted model, not a curated record
AUGACCCACCACGCGCUGGGCUGCUGCUACCCACGGAUGGAGCCCUGGGCGGACACGCUGCGGCGGCUGCGGGAGACGGUCAGCUCGGGACGGACGCGGCCGGCCGAGUUCCGGAAGGCGCAGCUGCGGGGUCUGGAGCGGUUCCUGCGGGAGAACCACGAGCUGCUGCAGGAGGCUUUGACCGGCGACCUGCGCAGGCUGGACUUCGAGACCGACAUUUCCGAGCUGAUCCUGUGUCAGAACGAGGUGGACUUGGCGCUGCGGCAGCUGGACGCCUGGAUGAAGGAUGAGCCGGUGUCCAGGAACGUGCUUCUGCUGCUCAGCUCCACCUUCGUCCGCAAGGAGCCCUACGGCCUGGUGCUCAUCAUGGCACCCUGGAACUACCCGGUCAACCUCACCCUGAUGCCCCUGGUGGGCGCGCUGGCCGCAGGCAACUGCGUGGUCCUGAAGCCGUCGGAGAUCAGCACGAGCGUCCAGAAGGUCCUGGCCACGGUGCUACCCCGCUACCUGGACCCGAGCUGCUUCGCCGUGGUGCAGGGGGGGCCGGAGGAGUCAGCCCGGCUGUUGGAGCACAAGUUCGACUACAUCUUCUUCACGGGGAGCCAGCAGGUGGGCCGGCUGGUCAUGAGCGCGGCCGCCAAGCACCUCACCCCCGUGACGCUGGAGCUGGGGGGCAAGAACCCCUGCUACGUGGACGACGACUGCGACCCCCAGACCGUGGCCAACCGCGUGGCCUUCUUCCGCUUCUUCAACAUGGGCCAGACGUGCGUGGCGCCCGACUACGUGCUCUGCAGCCCCGAGAUGCGCGCGCGCCUGCUGCCCGCCCUACAGUGCUCCAUCAAGCGCUUCUACGGUGCCGACCCGCAGGGGUCCCCCUACCUGUGCCGCAUCGUCAGCGACAGGCACUUCCAGCGGCUGCGGCGGCUGCUGGGCUGCGGCCGCGUGGCCAUCGGCGGCCAGACGGACGAGCAGGACCGCUACAUCGCCCCCACGGUGCUGGUGGACGUGCAGGAGACUGAGCCGGUGAUGCAGGAGGAGAUCUUCGGGCCCAUCCUGCCCAUCCUGACGGUGGGCAGCCUGAGCGAGGCCAUCGAGUUCAUGCAGAGGCGGGAGAAGCCCCUGGCCCUGUACGCCUUCUCCAGCAACCGCCAGGUGGUGAACCAGUUGCUGAGUCAGACCAGCAGUGGCAUCUUCGCCAGCAACGAUGGCUUCACCUUCCUGACUCUAUCCUCCAUGCCCCUGGGAGGCAUCGGCAACAGCGGCAUGGGCAAGUACCACGGGAAGUUCACCUUCGACACCUUCUCCCACCACCGCUCCUGCGUGCUCUCCCCCGCCCACCUCGAGCUGCUGAACUAUCUCCACUACCCGCCCUACAGGGGCUGGUCCCGGCGCCUGAUCACCUGGGGCCUGGGCUCGCACAGCUGCACCCUCCUGUGA